This is a messenger RNA of Trypanosoma brucei brucei TREU927, 621 nucleotides long. RefSeq lists its product as hypothetical. The record is from RefSeq and is a predicted model, not a curated record. Lineage: Eukaryota; Euglenozoa; Kinetoplastea; Trypanosomatida; Trypanosomatidae. The coding region runs from base 1 to 621 and encodes 206 amino acids. The transcript has a single exon.
AUGUCGGUAGAGGCGAGUAGACCGACCAGGUCACAGGACCCCUUACCCGCUGCUGUCAUUAGAGAGUUCCUUGAGAUGCAUCAGCAGUGUAAUGACCAGUCAUUAGGCCAGGGCGAGAGCCCGACAGGAACUGAGAAGGAUGGGACGAGGGCCGCUGAGGCUCGUGUUGUCUCUGCACCACUGCGUGUCGAGGUGGAGACAACCCACGGCUACGUGUAUGAAGGGAGGCUUGUUGCCAUGGAUGAAUUCUACAAUGUCACGCUUACGGAGGCAACCAAGAGACGUGAGCGCCUCUGUGAUGUGGAGCGGUCUCUCCUGACGAUGCAUGGGUUCCCAGCACCUGCUGCAAGCCCCUCUACGCGGCGUGAAUACGUCGGCUCUGUGCUGGUGCGGAGUGGCAAUUUACUGAUGAUACGGUUCCCGCAGGGGGAGGGAAAUGCCACUCGUGUGCUGCACGGCGCUUUCAAAUCAAUGGUGAUGAAGGUGAGGCGGCAAAUUAAUUUAGAACGGCAGAAGAAUCGCAUGGAGCGCCGCCGGCGGAAGCAGCUCCCAGUCAAGCCCCAAUCACUGGUGGGGAAGGCGGGAGACCCUCCCAAACGGACCAAAGCAAAGAAAGAGUGA